GCCGUACGGUCUUGUGUCCCCUUUGUGUGUACAAUACAACUUACAUACACACAUAGACACAUUCGCCCUCCGACACAGCACCCGUAUCGUCGCCGGGGUUCUGUCUUGUGCAUACACAAGGUACACCACCACCACCACACGUACUGUCGAAAAGUAAAGUAGUCUAUAAUAUUAUGUGAAAAAAUUGUUUUUUCAAAAACAACCGAGCCCGUUCGCGAUAUUGGACUUUGAUCGCACCCGUUUAGAAAACAACACCGACCGCCGGCGAUGCAUCGUCGAACCACCGAGGCCGGAUAACAACACGAGAGCUAAAAAAACGUGCGAGCCGUGUGUAAGUCUGUCAACGGAGGAUCCUUGUCGAUGAUGACCGACAUAAGCCGAUACGAUACAAACAAAGUGGUUUUUCGUUUCGUCUCGGUAACGAUGGAUUACGGUGCGAACCCCUUCAAUAACGUCACAUAACCGGUCGUUUUUUUUAUUGAAUUUGCUUUUCAUCAUAAUGACAACGGUAUUAUGAUACAACCAAGCGGCGGCAGGUACACUGGGGCAAGAUGAUCUCGCGGCCGUGCAAGUCGUUGACGCCUUUGAUUAAUUAUUAAACAACACAUGAGCAAUAUUUAUUAUAAAUUUAUGUAAAAAAAAAAUGAUAUAUAUACACACAAAAACACUGUGAUAAUAAUAUUAUCUCCUAAAAAAAAUAUUUUUGAUUUUGUUUGUAAAAAAGUUACUAAACGACCGUUAUUAUUUAGUUUUACAAACAUAAUAUAAAUAUAUAAAUAUAGCUAUAUUAUAUUAUAUAAGUACAAGAACAAGUCACAAAUACCGUGUGUGCUAUGAGCGAGAGCCGAUACUUUUGUCCUCGGCUAAUCGACUACAUAACAAUCGUUGGCGCCAAACCGCAAUCGCUGAAGCGAGCUAACCUGUACGAGCUGCAAACAAACCCCACCGACAAUGAUCAAGAUUAUUUGGACUCGGCUUUCAGCGCCAGUGGCAGCUAUUACGUACAGGAUCCAGAGUUACUCCGAAGAUAUCCGGCGGACGAACAUAAAGAUUUCGCUUUACCGGAGACAAUGGCAUAUUUUUGCCAACCGGAAGGAUGUCUUUCUUUCAGCGGUGGUCGAUCGGAAUCCAACAAAGUAACAUCGUUCGUGUUCACCCUUACCGACAAGGACACAACGAGGAUAAGAUACGGCGUCUGUGUCAAUUUUUACAGGCGAAUCGAUCCGUAUGUCCGAAGUACUUCCGAAACACUAGAAGCAUCCGACGGCCAGUAUACGUACAAAAGACCAAAGGAUUAUUCUUCGUUGUUUUUAAAAUGCCAUUCGACUAGCUCGUCUUUUUCUCAAUCUUUUUCGCGUGAAGAUUCAAUUGCUGAUCAAGGAACGACAGCGGAAACGCAAGCAGAGCUAUUCUCUUUGACCUCACUGUGCCUUGUAUCUCAUCAUCCGUUGUUUUCGAGUUUUAGAGAAUGUUUAUUUUAUUUAAAAAACAUUAUCGAUUCUUGCAAUAAAAAACUCGGCAACCACCGAAGAAAAGGGCGUAAAAAGAACAAUUGUAUAUGGAGUAUACUAACUGGGUUAGUGACUCGAGACUACUCGCCCAGAGUGUUUCGAUACAUCAAAGAGAUAGAGACUUGGAUUUUGCGGUUACUAAGCGUUCCGGUUCCAGUGCCUGGGAAAACAAGAUUAGAGAUUUAUUUGUUUUCCCAAAACGAACGACGGCCGCCUUUAAUAUUUUCAUUGCCCGACCAUACACGGUUUUCGUUAAUUGAUUUUCCACUACAUUUACCUCUAGAGCUAUUGGGAAUAGACACCUGUCUCUACGUCCUAACCAUUAUAAUGUUAGAGAACAAGGUGGUGUUCCAAUCGAAAGACUACAACGCACUCUCCAUGUCAGUAAUGGCUCUAAUCACGCUUAUGUAUCCUCUGCAAUACAUGUUCACCGUCAUACCAUUGCUACCGACUAGCUUACCGAAAUCAGAAAUGCUCUUUGAAAGUCCAGUGCCUUAUGUGGUCGGUGUACCGUGCAGCUUUUUUCAAACGAAAAGAGAUUUCAGGUUCCCUAAAGACGUUUGGAUUGUGGAUUUAGAUUCGACCAAAAUAACGCCGCCGGCCAUUCCCAACCGGGACGAUGGGCCUAUUCCUCAAUUGCCGAAAUCCGAAGCGAUUGUGUUGAAAAACAACUUAAAAAAUGCUUUAAGCGGACUUUUUCGGUCCAACAUCAAUACGAAACCACCAAAUUAUUUUCUCGACAACGGUGUCAUGGCUUCGUCGCAAUCAAUCGGAGGUGUAACCGAAGAGUGUACUUCGAAACAGCAACAGAGCACAGCAGACAACUACAACAACCCACCGAUUAAUCCCGACGAAGCGGUCUCGGACGUCAACACGAACUGGGAUAGGAGAAAGUCUUCAUCGAGCUCGGUGUCGGCAACGUCUCAGAACACGAGAAACCGUAAUUCCAUUUACAGUAAUGGCGACAUCGAUUCGGUGGACGUUGCCAUCAGAGUGGCUAUGGUUCAAUUUUUCCUGUCAGGCGACGUGCUAGCCAACCUAACCGAACAUUCCCGAACCCUGAGGCUGUACCCUCGGCCCGUGGUGUUCUUCCAGAUCAAUUCGUUUCUCAACAGUCGUCCGACCCUAUCACAGUUCACUUGCCAGCUGGCCCGCACGCAAGCGGUUGACUACUUCGCCGAAUGGGCUCUGACUCCGAGCAACGUUGUUUUCCAACGGAUCCAAACCGGCGUCGACGAUCCGGCUAUGAUCGGCGACAAAUCAAAAUGGUAUUCCAGUACUCUGGACUCGAUCGUGUACAACGUGUGGCAAUUGGGUUGGUCGAUUCAAAAGGUCAUGGACAACACAACUGCUUCAGCGCAAACAUCUGGUGAUUUGUACGUCGACACCGACUCGAGUAGUAGCGGCGACGAGCAACCUUCACGGGGUUAUCGAGACGACAAUGUCUAUCAAACACCUUUUAUCGAACAAGAAGAAAGAGAUAUAGGACCAGUUACAGAAGACAUAAAUAUGAUCUAUGAACCUCCAGUGAGCUUGCAACUUUCUACCGGACCGGACGACGACGACGACGGUGCGGUCGAAUCGACAGGUAGCAAGUCCAUCGGUUCGUCGCCGUCGAGCAGUCACAGUGACAUGAGCUCACCUAUGUUUAAACCAGAACCCAUCAUGUUGCCUGCACCUGUGGCGGGCAAUAGACUGGUAAUUAAUCGACACGGUACCGGUGGUAGUGAUUCCGCUUUAAACCAUUUAGUUACUGUACAAAAACCGUACAGCUAUUAUAGACCCGCUAUGCAAACGGCCGCUAUUUCGACGUCUUUCCAAGUGCCCGCGGUACCUGCCGGUGAAAAGAGACCGAGUGUUACCUCAAGUCCGCCGCUUGGUCGAAAGGAAAGCAUAUGCAACCUACCCAGCCAGUUGUCGAGACAGUCCAGUCAGAACAGUUCAAUAUUGGAGCAAUUCGCUUUCCAAGCGAAAGAACUUGUCAGGGAGACUGCUAGGCAGAGCAGCCAAGACGGAUCCGGAGGGAUAUUCGCGCACGUGGCCGACAAGUUGACGACACAAGCAAAAAAAGCGGCCGGCGAAGCUACCAAAUCCGUGCACGAAGUUAGCAAGUCCGCGUUGGAAGCCAGUAAAACGGCAGCGGGUGUCAGUAAAAACACUUUCGACGAUUUGACUUAUGUGGGAAAAAGCACCAUUGACGACUUGACGAAAAGCGCCAAACAAGUGGCUUCGAAAAAGGGAUUUAAGGUCGGUUUGCUCGGCGAGUCGUCUUCUUUGAGCAGGAGUUUAGAAGACGACGUUAACGACCCCCCGGCGUAUCCAACGAUGAGUUCAGGGUUCAAAAGCACAUCUGACAUCGGCCGAACUCCCAGCACCACAUCGAUGGAAGCCAGCGGCGGCAAAGACUUUUUUUCAAAUAUAACUAGCGACAUAAACGGACUGGCGACGCAAACGUCCAGCAUGUUUAGUGAUCUUUUCGGAAACAAACAACAAAAAAGCAACAAGACUUCGCUCACGUUGCCCGUAACGAAAUCAAAGGACCGAACACCUUUCGGGCCAUUCCCCAGCAGAGUAGGCCGCAAUGGAUUAGUGGAAAAGUCCAAUUUGAUAAAACAUUCGAAUCCCAAAAAACCCGAAGAUCCGCCUAAAGCUCAAAGCAAACGAAACGUCAAGCUCAACAGUCAUACGGACAACGAAACUUUUCUAAAAGACGUGACAAAACAAAUUCUCGACGGCGACGGAAUCGGAUGGCUCAAGUUGAACCGAUUUAAAAAAUUAAUGGAAGAAGAGGGAUACCGUAAUUUAGUACUCAGCAAACUAAACCGAACACUAGACUACAAAAUCAGCCCGAGCGAUCAUAUUGACGAUGUGUACAUCAGCCGGCCCGUUUGGAAAGGAAUGUUGAAAGCUUUGUUGGCCAUCGUUCACGGAUUAGAGGUGUCGUUUGCCAAUCAAUCAGGCGGUGGUUUGGCAUCUGCGUUUCAAGUGUUGGAAAUAGCGCACACUCAUUACUGGACUAAAGACUUAUCCAUGGUCGGUUUCGAGUCACAAGCAUCCAGUCCGUACGGUAGCCACGAGAACAUACGUUCGCCGCCCCUAAGUCCCAGCGCGGUCGGUUCUCCGGUUUCCAGUGCCAAUCAAGAAUCCAGAAAAUCCUCACAAACAAGCACUUCUGGACUUUUUGAUUGCAAAAGCGGAGGAAGGCUGGUGCACGAAUCUUCAAUCAUUAGCGAAAGCAGAGGAUCCAUCACUCCCACGGUUUCCACUAGUGAAAUGUUUGACGAGUUUAUCAAUAAGAAACAAGAAAACGUUUCCGGUAACAGUCCCACCAUGGAUAACGAAGGAGACACGACCACUGUGAUCUCAUCGGCCACGUCGGACAUAUCCAGUUGCAGUGGUAGCACUGGGCUAGUUAACAAUCCGGCAUUUUAUUUAAAGAGAGUAUCGCCUAACAACAACAACAGAAAUAGCGCAACACUCUUUCGAAGUGCCGUAUCUGACAGCGAACUUGACAAUUCUGGACUCUUCAAAGCUUCAAACAAAAACCGGACACAGAGUAUUUGGUCCAGUAAAUCUUCGCUCAGUGCUGGAUUCCGAUAUCCCGGUGGAAACUUCUUGAACCCCACGUCUGGGUCGCCCAGUCCAGAGUCAGGACGAACUUAUUUAUUCGAAGGUAUAUUGGGUAAAGAGAGGAGCACGAUCUGGAAUCAACUUAAAUUUUGGGAAGACGUGUUUAUCGACACAGUCAGCCAAGAGAGAGAUAUGAUAGGAAUGGAUCAAGGACCAAUAGAAAUGAUGGAAAGGUACAAAAAUUUAAGUCAGAGCGAAAAGAAACGUUUGGAAUACGACGAGGACAAACUUUUGUCGGUCAUGAUACACAACUUGAUCGCGUUCAUGAUCAUGAUGAACGUGCCUAAAGACAGCCUGAUGAAAAUCGUGCGGACUCUAGUGGGCAAAAGUCGGGUGACUAAUUGCUACGCUACCGAAAUCACUGGACUCAUGUCUCAGCUAACGAAUUUGCACGGAAACGACGUCGACUUGAAGCCGUCCAAUUCAAGGCAGGCCCACAGACAAAGUUUUGCCGUACACUGUGGCGACUCGUCUGGGGAACUGCUUUUUUUGGAAGUCAGAGACGACGGACUUGUGCUUCGGUCGGGGUCGGGAAUCAUCAUUAGCAGAUGGUGGUACGAACGCAUAGUGAACAUGACGUACAGCCCCAGAAGCAAAAUAUUCUGCUUGUGGAGGACGGCCAACGGCGGACAACUGCAGUUGAAUAAAUAUUACACGAAAAAAUGCAAAGAAUUGUAUACUCGCAUUAAAACGUCGAUGGAAAAAGCCGCCGAGAGGGGGCAAGGCAUCAUAUCCGGCGUGGAACUGGGCGGAGAGUUUCCGGUCAAAGACAUGGCCACCGGAGAAGGCGGUAUACUUCAAGUAUGCAUGGAAGGAGUGGGUCUUUUAUUCUCCGACAGCAAGUUUUUCGUUCGGCUGGACCACGUGCGAAAAUGUUUCACGGUGCAGAAAAAGAUUUUCGUUUUGGAAGAAUACAAUCCAAAACUCAAACACAUCAUUCAACGGCAAUACGAAUCGCCUAUGGCCGGCCAAAUAUGCUAUGCUGUGCUAUGCGUUUUUUCCUAUAUUGCUGCUGGCCAUAAACGGCCGUCGACAGGCAAUACUUCAUCCACCGGCAAAGCGGCGGCAAUAACCCAACAGUUGCCGGUCUCGGCUGAUUCCGGUGGCGGGAAAAUUUAAAUCCGUCAUAAGUUUUAUACACAAAUUUCAUGUUGUUUUUUUACCUAUGAAAUUACAUUUUGUUUUUAAUAUAUAUAUACAUUAUUAUCUAUAUCUGUGUCUCGGGUCUAAUUUUGUGCAUAGGUAUAAACGAGUGUGUCCGUUAAUUAUAUACAUUUUAAAACAUAAUUUAUUGCAAAAAUUGACUUUGAACUCGUGAAGAUUCUGCCCUUAUAGACCAGAGCUACAGAUAUACAAUUUAAACUUAUUUAUAUAAUAGUCUGGUUUGUAACAAACGGUAAUAUACAAAUAUAAUAUGUAUCAAAAUAAUAAUAUUGAGCUUUGGGAGACACAGUGUUUGAUUAGACUAGCCAUUAACAACAGCUGCUGCUACGCUAUACCAACGAUUUUCCUUUAUUUUACACAUUAUUAUAAUGUCAUGUUAACAACCGUUUGAAGAACAAAAAUUAAUUUAGACAAAACAAACCGUCAGGUUUACACCGGGCGUUAAUUUGUUUCCACAUUAUAUUAUUAAUAAAAUAGACGACUUUUUUUCUUAAGUACAAAAUGCGUUUUAUUAAAAAUAAAUAAUUGUUUUGUAGAUAUUUACAACUUAAACCGCGCAUUAGGCAUGUAACUAUACAGUAGAGGAUAACGAUUAACUGUAAGCCGUUUUGUUUUUUUUAAAUUCGUAUAAUAUAAUAUUAUAAUAAUUAUUUUAUUGUGAAUAGUUCUCUUGUAUUACCGUGCGUACCUCUUAUCAUCUAGCUGUAAUGAUUAUUGAAAACCCAAAAAUCGACCAUUGCAAUUGCAAAAAUAUUUUGUAGAUGUUUUUUUAGCGUUACGUUGAUAUGUUAUAACUUAUUAUUAUUAUUAAAAAAAAAAAAUACACGUUGUAUUUUACUAUUGAGUUUUUUUUUUAAGACAUUGACUUAUUGUAUCUU
Messenger RNA from Adelges cooleyi (spruce gall adelgid), 7183 nucleotides. It is a transcript of the gene Rab3-GEF, whose product is annotated as MAP kinase-activating death domain protein. The transcript has 33 exons. Gene Ontology annotation, cellular component: cytosol. Gene Ontology annotation, molecular function: guanyl-nucleotide exchange factor activity. The coding region runs from base 834 to 6260 and encodes 1808 amino acids. The record is from RefSeq and is a predicted model, not a curated record. Gene Ontology annotation, biological process: regulation of Rab protein signal transduction; regulation of apoptotic process. NCBI's taxonomy places the organism in Eukaryota, Metazoa, Arthropoda, Insecta, Hemiptera, Adelgidae.